This is a messenger RNA of Spirodela intermedia, 847 nucleotides long. The record is from the annotation of a GenBank genome assembly. Lineage: Eukaryota; Viridiplantae; Streptophyta; Magnoliopsida; Alismatales; Araceae.
AUGCUCCUCCGAGUUCUUCCUCUCCUGCGCGGCCCCCGCGGGGCAUCUUUCUCGUCGUCCUCGUCCCCGACAGCGGCGGCGGCGGGGAAGAUCCUCGAGAUUGGGAGCGUGUUGAGCCUGUCGAGACGGUUCUCAGAGGCGGACGUGUUGGCGUACUCGAAGGUCAGCUGGGACACGAAUCCCGUCCACUUCGACCCGGAGGUCGCGUCUGGAGUCGCCGGAUUCCUCGGCCCGAUCGUUCACGGCAUGCUCGUCGCCUCCCUCUUCCCCCGGAUCGUCGCCUCCCACUUCGUAAGCUCCCUCUCGAUCUUGAUCCGUGCAGACGGCAUUUGAAUUAAUUCAGGCAUCUUGUCUCAAUCGACUGGAUGAAACGAUGGGGACGAAGAUCUUACUUAACUCGGCCGUUCCCGCUGCAAUCUCUCGAUCGAGAUUUCUGUUUGGGUGGUUACUUCUGCGGAUUGAGGACGAGAAGCGGUGAAGCUCUCGGCCAAAGAACCUGCUCACAUCUUCGCGUUCGUUUUUGAAUCCACAGCCGGGGGCCAUCUACGUCUCGCAGACGCUGCAAUUCAAAUUGCCGGUGUACAUCGACGAGGAGAUCACCGCACAGAUUCAACCGGUCGGCAUCAGGGAGAUCAAGAAGCGAUUCAUGUACGCCCCCGAAACCUCCAUCGGUUUCGCUCUUCUUUCUGUUCUGAUUGUUUGCCCUCCCUGACGCUCGUCAAUCCAUCCCACCAGCGCGAAGUUCUCUACCAAGUGCUUCAGAGACGGCGGGGAGACGCCCGUUCUCGACGGCCACGCUACGGUGAUCCUGCCGACCUUGACGUUGAAAUCAUGGCCGGCGACCUGA